GGCCUGGCAGGCGUCGGGACAGCGAUGCGGGCGGCGGAGAGGGGAUGCUCGAGGCACGAGGUGCCGGUGCUCCCGGUGCUGGGGCUUUCCUCCCGCGGGAAGGGGCCCGGGGAUGCCCCCUGCCUGGUUCCGGGUUGGGACCCACGGCACGGCACCGGCCGUGAAGGGUUAAUGCCGUGUGUGUUCUGGGAAGCGGGGCUGGGAGGUGCGUGACCCGGGGUGUGGGCGUCGACUCCUUUUGAGGUGGGAUCCUGCGCUCAAGUGCAGCGGGGAGCGGGGCCAAGUUCACACAGCACCCGGCCUUCCCCUCCCUGCCGCUCGCGCCGCCAACCCGGCCGCGGCACGGUGCCGAGCCCUGCCAGGACCCCUGCCAGGUGAGGAUGAUGGCCAGCCCGGAGGAUGACCUCAUCGGCAUCCCCUUCCCCGAGCACAGCAGCGAGCUGCUGAGCUGCCUGAAUGAGCAGCGGCAGAUGGGGCUGCUCUGCGAUGUCACCAUCAAGACACAGGGGCUGGAGUAUCGCACCCACCGCGCCGUCCUGGCCGCCUCCAGCCGCUACUUCAAGAAGCUCUUUGCGGGGCCGGGGCCGGGGCAGGAGGUCUGCGAGCUGGACUUUGUCGGGCCGGAGGCGCUGGGCGCGCUGCUGGAGUUCGCCUACACAGCCACGCUCACCAUCAGCAGCGCCAACAUGGGCGAGGUGCUGCGCGCCGCGCGGCUGCUGGAGAUCCCCUGCGUGAUCGCUGCCUGCGUGGAGAUCCUGCAGGGCAGCGGCAUGGAGGCGCCCGGCCCCGACGACGGCGACUGCGAGCGCGCCCGCCAGUACCUGGAGGCUUUCGCCGCGCUGCCCGAGGGUGAGCUCCUGGCCCCGCCGCCCUCGCGCCCCGCCGCACGCCGCAGCAAGAAGACCCGCAAGUUCCUGCAGACCCGCGGCGCCCGGCUCAACAACCACGCCGAGGAGCUGCCCGCCGAGGCCGAAGGCUGCAGCAGCCCCCCGCCGCCCCCCCAGCCGCCCUCACCCCCCCUGCCCGAGGGGCUACCUCUGUCCUACGACAGCUUUGAGCUGCCCGAGGAGGAGGAGCUGGCCCCGCAUCCCUUCCCCUUCCCCUACCAGCCUCCCCUGUCCCCUGAGGAGGCCGCCUCUGAUGAGGACGCCAUUGACCCCGACCUGAUGGCGUACCUGAGCUCGCUGCACCACGAGUCGCUGGCGCCAGGGCUGGAUGCACCUGACAAGCUGGUGCGGAAGCGCCGCUCGCAGAUGCCCCAGGAGUGCCCCGUCUGCCACAAGGUCAUCCACGGCGCCGGCAAGCUGCCCCGCCACAUGCGCACGCACACGGGGGAGAAGCCCUUCGCCUGCCAGGUCUGCGGGGUCCGCUUCACAAGGAACGACAAGUUGAAGAUCCACAUGCGCAAGCACACGGGCGAGCGGCCCUACUCCUGCCAGCACUGCAGCGCCCGCUUCCUGCACAGCUACGACCUGAAGAACCACAUGCACCUGCACACGGGCGCCCGGCCCUAUGAGUGCUACCUCUGCCACAAGGCCUUCGCCAAGGACGACCACCUCCAGCGGCACCUCAAGGGCCAGAACUGCCUCGAGGUGCGGACCCGCCGCCGCCGCCGCGAGGAGCCGCCGCCGCCACCGGUGGGUCCCCCCGGCCUCGACCUGUCCAACGGGCGGCUGGAGGGGCUGCGCCUUUCCCUCGCCCGCUACUGGGGUCCGGGAAGGAUCAAGGAAGAGGAAGAGGAGGCGGAGGGUGAGGAAGGGCCGCAGCCGGACGGCGCCGUGAAGGUGGAGACGGCGUAGGGUAGCUGCGGUGGCGGGUGCUGAGCCGAGCCGUACCCGCCGCGGGUUCUGUUCCCGUUUAUCCCGUCACGGUUCAUUCCCAGUUAUGCAAAGGGGGAAACUACCCCUGGCCGAUUUGCACAAUGCGUGGGGGGGGUCCCCGCUGCCUUCUCCCCCACCGCCGGACACGGGACCCCCCCCCCCGGGGGUCUGCGAGGAGUCGGGGGGGAGGCAAAGCGGGACCGGGGUGACCCCCCCCAACCCUCCGGGGACAAAACCCCCUCAGCAUCAGCGGGGCCGGGACCGGUCGGGGGCCCCCACGGACCGACCCCCCCGCCCCCCAACCGGGGAGCGCUUCCACUGGCGGCCCCGCCCCGCGCUGCGCAUCGCUUGUCCCCCCCCCCUCCCCGCCCCGAGCAGCCCCUCCCCGGCGAGACCCCCUCGCCCCUGCACUCCCGGCUGCUUUCUCUUGGUUGCACUAUUCGGGUGACCGCGCCCGGGUGCGGGGCAGCCCCGGCCCCCACCCGACUCCCCCCACCCUCUAUAAACCACCGCGGCCCUGUGGGACCCCCCCCUCCCGGGUGGCCGGACCCCAGCGGCCACUCCUCUGCCCUUUGCACAUGCCCUCCCUCUCGGGCGCAUCCCCCCCGGGGGGGACCAGGGGACCGGCACUAUUUGCCUAAAAUAAGAGUUUAUCUAUAUUUAAAAAAGUGAUGUAAUAUAUUCCCCCCCCCCCUCCACCCCUUCCCGGCCCCUCCGCUGCUGCCGCCAGCGCUGCCCGGCCCCCACCUCUGUCCCUUGCCAUGGGGUGCCGGGAGGGGUGAUGGGGACGCGGGGCUCGGCCCCCGUCAUGGCUUUAAAGUGCCUUAUGGUGAACUUGAAUCUUUCGGCUACUUGAACCUCUUUGGUGUCAGGAACCAAACGAAUAAUCGGCGGGCGGCCCUCCCCCUUCCCCCCCCCGCCCCGCCGCGUCGCCUCUGUCUGUCUGUCUGUCUGUUUGUGUUUUGUUUUUUUUUAAACGAAGGCUGCUUGGUAAUAAACGGAGAAGCAGGGA
Molecule: messenger RNA, 2832 nt
Organism: Pezoporus occidentalis (night parrot)
Lineage: Eukaryota; Metazoa; Chordata; Aves; Psittaciformes; Psittacidae
Gene: ZBTB7B
Product: zinc finger and BTB domain containing 7B
Exons: 3
Coding region: 381-1799 (472 amino acids)
Biological process (GO): positive regulation of gene expression; regulation of transcription by RNA polymerase II
Molecular function (GO): RNA polymerase II cis-regulatory region sequence-specific DNA binding; DNA-binding transcription factor activity, RNA polymerase II-specific; protein binding
Source: RefSeq, a predicted model, not a curated record